Messenger RNA from Salvelinus fontinalis (brook trout), 2546 nucleotides. It is a transcript of the gene ccdc174, whose product is annotated as coiled-coil domain containing 174. Lineage: Eukaryota; Metazoa; Chordata; Actinopteri; Salmoniformes; Salmonidae. Gene Ontology annotation, cellular component: nucleus. The record is from RefSeq and is a predicted model, not a curated record.
CCAAACAACAUGGCUGCUUCCGAGUUGUAGAUUGGUUGCCUUCCACUAGCUAGCUGACUUUGAGCUGCUAUAUCGAAAUCUAACAACCAUGGAUAAAAAGAAAAAGCAAUAUGCAGUGACUGCUUCAUCGUUGACUUGUUUUUUUUUUCUGCAUCUGGUUGAUCUCAAAGCUGAACUCUACAGGAAACAAUAGCAAUUCAAACAUGAACAAUUGGGGCAAGAUGCUGGGACUAGUGCCAAAUCCCCCAAAAGCAAGAAACCUAAUGUAUGGAUCAAACAGAAUGAGGGUGUUUCAGCUCCGGCACAGAAAGUUGUGGAACAGGUGGCAGAGGAAGAGAACAAGGCAAAAUGCAAACUAGAGGAGAAAGUUAAACUGUAUGAGCAGAUGACCAAAGGAGACUCUCCUGAUGAGGAGACAGAGGGACUUUUCCUGGUGGAUUUCACCCAGAAGAUUAUUGACAAGAGAGAGAAUCAUGCCCAAUGAGAGAGGAGAGAGGAUAGAGAGAGCUCCUCCCCCAACCCACCCCCUGAGCCCAGGCAAGGAAUGGGUGGACGAUCUUGGAGAUGCAUGAAGAAAGACCUACCAGGGUUCAAGAAAAUGGACCUAGACUUUCAGGGAAAAGGACGUGACCUGGCUGAGAAGGACCGACUGUCAGAGGACAUGCGUGGAGAGCUGCAGAGGUAAGCCUGGGAGAGGGAGGAGGCCAUGAACGGGCCUGUGGGACGAAUCCACUACGAGGACAUCAGGAAGCAACAGGCCCGUGAGCUGGGUGUGGGCUACUUUGCAUUUUCUCAGGACCAGGCGCAGCGCAGGACAGAGACUCUGGACAUGCUCAGACACCAGACAACAGACCAGCGCAGUAAGAGGGAGCAGUUGAAGGAGAAGAGGAAGGCUCUGCUGAAUGCUCAGUUGGCCAAGGUGAGGCAAAGGAAGAUGAAGACUAAGCUGGACGGAACACAGGACAACCAGGGAGCUGGACACAACCAUGAAGAGGAUGAAGCCCAUGAGGAGGCCCCUGCAGUGAAGAAGUUGGAGGUAGAGAUCCAAGAGAGGAGAGACACCAAGUCAGGAGUACCCCACGUCAGAGAGUGGGACAGGGGCAAAGGUAAACACUACUCCUUGUUUCUGGUUGACACGAUUGGCAACAGUGGUAGGCCUGAUCACAGACAACGACGAGACAGCCUAUAGGGAGGUCAGAGACCUGGCCGUGUGGUGCCAGAAUAACAACCUAUCCGUCAACGUAACCAAGACUAAGGAGAUGAUUGUGGACUACAGGAAAAGGAGGACCAAGUACGCACCCAUUCUCAUCGACCGGGCUGUAGUGGAGCAGGUUGAGAGCAUCAAGUUCCUCGGUGUCCACAUCAACAACAAACUAGAAUGGUCCAAACACACCAAGACAGUCGUGAAGAGAGCACGACAAAGCCUAUUCCCCCUCAGGAAACUAAGAAGAUUUGGCAUGGGUCCUGAGAUCCUCAAAAAGUUCUACAGCUGCAACAUCGAGAGCAUCCUGACUGGUUGCAUCACUGCCUGGUACGGCAAUUGCUUUGCCUCUGACUGCAAGGCACUACAGAGGGUAGUGCGUACGGUCCAGUACAUCACUGGGGCUAAGCUGCCUGCCAUCCAGGACGUCUACACCAGGCAGUGUCAGAGGAAGGCUCUAAAAAUUAUCAAAGACCACAGCCACCCCAGUCAUAGACUGUUCUCUCUACUACCACAUGGCAAGCGGUACCGGAGUGCCACGUUUAGGACAAAAGGCUUCUCAACAGUUUGUACCCCCAAGCCAUAAGACCCCUGAACAUGUAAUCAAAUGGCUACCGGACUGUUUGCAUUGUGUGCAUUGCGCUAUUGGUUAGAGCCUGUAAGUAAGCAUUUCACUGUAAGGCCUACACCUGUUGUAUUCAGCGCACGUGACAAAUAAACUUUGAUUUGAUCCCCUGGUCAGCCCCAAAAUGCACCUCCAGCCCCUCAGUGACCCCCCCCUCAACCCCCACCUCAGUACCCUUUUUAGACUGGUGAUCUUGUUCAUGUGUGGUGAUUGUGUGUUUUGAGUGACAGGACAAUACCGAGGAUCAGCCACGAUGUAAUAGCUGUUUUCUGGGUUUGACAUUGAGACGUUUCUGGAAGCUUGUCAUUAUAUUCAAACAUAUGCAAUUACCUGUGAUCAUUUUAAAAGGAUCUAUGGAAUAUAUAUUCAGUGUUGGGAUAUAGCUAUAAGUGAGGAAGGUUUGACUGAGAUGCUCUAGAUGGCGCUGUGCCCAUUUACCAUUGUUUUAUGAGCCACCAGACUCCGUGUAGGUGUGUUCAGAAUGUGUAAUGUUGAGUGUUUUAAACGUUGUUCAAUCCAAUGGAGUACUCACUGGCCUGGCAUGAACUCCUCUGGUCCAUUUCAUGCGCUUGACAAGGAGGCAGGUGUGUUUGUCCCAUCAGGAAGACAGGUCAGGGAAAUGACACUGACGUGGAAAAUGUUUAGCUUCUUCAAACAGCGAAUGAAAGGAAACUUUAAUAUUUCUGAUCAUUAGAUUGUAUUAAAUAGUUAUUUAUGCCA